UCGUAUUAGCACAAUGUUCACUGUCAUCUUGUCUGUGUGUGUGUUGUGCCUAGUUUGGCUUACAUUGAAGGGUUGGAGGCGAGCUCGCUCCAGUGAACAUAAGUUACCGCCCGCAAUGGAUGGCGAACUACCCAUCAUUGGUCACAUGCAUUUUUUUGUUUAUUACGUCACAAAUAUCUACAAGUUUAUGAAGAUCUUGAGUGAUGAAUGUACUAAGAAAGGAGGUGUUAUGAUCGCUAAAUUCGGCAGCGAAUUGUAUUAUUGCAUCACCGAUCCUCAGGACACUUUGACAGCUGCGAAUGCAUGUCUGACAAGGCAUUACGCCUACAAUUUUGGUGAAGUUUGGCAGGGAAAUAGCUUGCUGUUGUGUUCAGGAGAGACAUGGAAAAAUCGCCGCAAGUUACUGAACCCAGCGUUCAGCCUGCCGGUGAUCCACGGCUUCUUAGACGUGUUUAACAGUCAGGCCAAGAAACUGGUCAAUGAAUUAGAGCCUUUCGUUGGCAAAGGGACAUUUGAUCACAGCUCGUAUCUUCUAAAAACUUCAUCAGAAACACUUUGUAUUGGCACAUUUGGAAUAAAUCCAAAAGAAGCCUCGAAGUUUACCGAGAUAUACGAAAAAGCGCUUAGUGAAUUAAUAAAUCUGAUUUUAAAGAAAUUCUUAAGAUUUUGGCUGCAGAGUGCAUUAAUAUACAAGCUGUUUGGACUGAAGAAGAAGGAAGAUGAAUUAGUUAAGACUUUACACUCAAUGUCUGAAAAAGUUCUACAAGAGAAACUCCAAGCUAGAAAGAAUAAACUUGAAAAAACACAAACGAAUGGUACAGGAUACAGACCUUUCUUAGACCUAAUCUUAGACUUAUCUAAGAAUGGUUCCCUGACUUACAAACAAAUUAGAGAAGAAACUGACUCCAUCUUAUUCACUGGAACCGAAUCCACGUCCAACCAGCUGACAUACAUUCUCUUGCUGUUGGGAGCUCAUCCUGAGGUACAAGACAAGUUGUAUGAAGAAGUAGUAGAUAUUCUAUGUGCAGACAGGGAUGUAGAAAAGGAUGAUUUGAACAAACUGGUUUACACAAAUGCAGUUAUAAUGGAGUCUCUGAGAGUACUUCCAACUGUACCUAUCAUGCUUAGGAGUGUGGAUCAGGAUGUCAAACUAAAACACUACACAAUGCGUGCUGGUAGCCAAUGUGUUAUAUUUCCUCUGGUCCCUUAUUUUGACUUUGACAGCGGCACAGAAAGUGAUCACUUCAAACCGGAAAGGUGGCUGAAUGCUGACUCCAAAACACAACAGGAAUUUGCUGGAUUUGGAUUAGGGAAACGAGCCUGUUUAGGUAGAACAUACGCGAUAGUAAUGAUGAAAGUGGUACUAGCGCACUUCAUACGGCGGUACCGAGUACAAGCUGACAUGAGCCAGUUGAAGCUGUCUGUUGAUCUUCUUAUGAAGCCAACUGCAGGACACGAGAUAAAAAUUGAACGAAGAACUUGA
Messenger RNA from Helicoverpa armigera (cotton bollworm), 1483 nucleotides. Its product is annotated as cytochrome P450 4V2. The record is from RefSeq and is a predicted model, not a curated record. Gene Ontology annotation, molecular function: monooxygenase activity; iron ion binding; heme binding. The coding region runs from base 14 to 1483 and encodes 489 amino acids. The transcript is spliced from 11 exons. Lineage: Eukaryota; Metazoa; Arthropoda; Insecta; Lepidoptera; Noctuidae.